Molecule: messenger RNA, 1014 nt
Organism: Aspergillus affinis
Lineage: Eukaryota; Fungi; Ascomycota; Eurotiomycetes; Eurotiales; Aspergillaceae
Exons: 5
Coding region: 1-1014 (337 amino acids)
Source: RefSeq, a predicted model, not a curated record
AUGGUUGCCAAUGACCGCGGAAAGACGUACAUCGAUGUCUCCUCGGUCCUGGUGGCCCUUUCAACAGUGAUUGUAGCUGUUCGGGUCGCUGCACGAUGGGCCAAGUCGACUUUGGGAUGGGAUGACUAUGUCAUUUGUAUCUCAAUUGUGAUCGCGUACAGCAUGCUGGGAGAGGCCGUUUAUUGGGCCCGAGAUGGCGGGCUUGGAAAACAUUUGUCGACCCUAACCAUGGAGGAAAAGAUCAUGUUCCAGAAAUGUUUCUUCGCCAACGAGAUAUCGUACACCCUCCUCGUCCCAUCCAUCAAAAUAUCCAUCCUCCUCCUCUACCGACGCAUCUUUCCGGUUCGCAAAUUCCAAAUCGCCAGCUGGAUUGUCGGGGGUCUUGUAUGCACCUGGUGCCUCGCGGUCUUCAUAACCGUGCUGCUCCAAUGUCGACCGAUCUCGUUGAACUGGGAUAAGUCGCAGCCAGGGACGUGUAUCGAUUCGAAACAGUUUUUCUUCGGCAAUGCUAUCUCCAAUCUGCUCAUUGAUGUCGUGAUUCUGAUGAUGCCCAUCCCGAUGGUCCUGCAGUUGCAGUUACGGACGUCGCAGAAGUUGACUAUAUUGGGUAUUUUUUUACUUGGUGGAUUUGUCUGCGUCGCAAGUAUCAUGCGCGUCGUUACCCUCAAAAUCUUCGAAAGCAACGAUACUUCCUACUCGGUAAUGGAAGCCGCAACAUGGACCUUCGUCGAGCCCUGCGUGGGCAUCAUCUGCGCCUGUCUCCCAACUCUGCGACCGCUAGUUCGCACAUUAUGCUGCGACAUGCAUUGGAGCAGCAAGGACUCGGAGGGAGCACUGGGGCCGAAUUACAGAAUGCGCCGGAUUUCUAGUCAUGCGAAACGGCCUGCGGCGGUGCAAGAUACAUCGUGGAGCCAGGAUCGUUUGCAUGAUGAAUAUCCGUUGACAAAAGCGGAGACGGAGUCAGGAACCGGAGUACGUGUUCGAUCAGAGGUUCGAUCAGAUGGGGCCUCUUAG